Molecule: messenger RNA, 444 nt
Organism: Aspergillus affinis
Lineage: Eukaryota; Fungi; Ascomycota; Eurotiomycetes; Eurotiales; Aspergillaceae
Exons: 1
Coding region: 1-444 (147 amino acids)
Source: RefSeq, a predicted model, not a curated record
AUGUCCACGUCCUCGUCCUCGUCCUCGAAUAUUACACUCAUGGUAGUUAUCUCCAAUGUCGAGGAAUACUACCGGCACUGGGGCCUAUUCCUCGACGACUUCGAGAACCCUCAACCGGGUCACAACUUCCUCCAAGUCAAAGGCCCUCUGGGGGGUCACUGGUACGAAUCAGAAAGGUUCAACAACUGGUACGAAGUACCCGAAGUAAAGGAUCUGGUUUAUCUUUGCGAGGUGAAUGUCAACCUCCUCGACAUAAUCCGGGAAGUUGCUCAGAAGAUCCCCAUCGGCAACGACAUUCCCAUUUGGAACUCCCAGGAUUAUGUGGUCUCGUUGUUGGAUAACCUGGAAGCCCGGGGGAUUUUGGAUUCUACUGAUGAAAGAUACGCGCAAAAGAAGCGCAUCGUUUGCAACAUGCGACAAGGAGUGAAUUUGAAAGUCUGGUAG